CUCCUAUGUUCAGAGUUUGUCACAUGACAACACAUCGUGUCUCUUCACUGCAUCUGUCAAAAUGAAUAUGUUGUACUGUUUUGCGAUUUGUGUGGUUCUACCACUGGUCAUAGCUGAUACAUUGAAGUUCCACCCACGAGCUCGGGGCCAAGGUAGCUCAAAAAUGAUGACUGGAGAUCUUGCGUUCCUGGAAAAGUUACUCGUUGGUUCUCACAAGGCCACAAUGUUGAAGGACUUUGUGUUCAAGAAUUGUGGCGGCAAUACUGGCAGUGUCUUCAACCUGACCAUUACACCUGAUCCAAUUAGAUUCCCUGGAACUCUCACCAUUUCCGCAACUGUAGAUCUUAAACAGGAAAUUUCCGCCCCUCUUACGGUGGUAUUGGAUAUGAAAAAGGAUUUCCGCGGAGAUUGGAUAGAUAUACCCUGUAUAGCCAAUGUUGGUUCCUGUACCUACUCCUCCUUGUGUUCUGACCUGGAUAUGGCAACAUGCCCCGAAGAACUUAAAAAUGCUGGAAUUGAUUGCAGGUGUCCAUUCAAAGCAAAAACUUACAAGGUGUCCAGUUUGAGUAUUCCAGUGAAUGCUGCUGCAUUCUUAAGUGGAGACUUUAAAGUCAAAGCCCUUGUGACAUUUGGCGAUGGAGGAAAAUACAGUCAGUGCAUUGAUGUACAGUUCUCCGUUGCCUAAUGUUGAC
Messenger RNA from Mizuhopecten yessoensis (Yesso scallop), 692 nucleotides. RefSeq names its product ganglioside GM2 activator-like. Lineage: Eukaryota; Metazoa; Mollusca; Bivalvia; Pectinida; Pectinidae. Gene Ontology annotation, cellular component: cytoplasmic side of plasma membrane. The record is from RefSeq and is a predicted model, not a curated record. Gene Ontology annotation, biological process: lipid transport; ganglioside catabolic process. The transcript is spliced from 5 exons. The coding region runs from base 62 to 685 and encodes 207 amino acids. Gene Ontology annotation, molecular function: enzyme activator activity; lipid carrier activity.